GUAAACAGAAUUUGAGAUAAGAGAAUCAUAUGCAGAAGAAAAAUUUAGUCAUUUGCAGCUCAAUUGCUUAACCUAAAACAUGCUGAAAGCAAUUAUAUUGAUUGGCGGCCCACAAAAGGGCACCCGUUUCCGCCCACUGUCGCUGGACACCCCAAAGCCGCUUUUCCCAGUAGCCGGGCGCCCUCUGAUUGCUCAUCACAUCGAAGCCUGUGUUCAAGUAAAGGAACUGCGCGAGAUACUCAUCAUUGGCUUCUACCCGCAGACGCAGAUGGAAGGGUUUGUCAGCGACAUGCAAGCGCUCUACAGCAGCAGCAAUAUAAACAUCAGGUACCUACAGGAGUUUACCUCGUUGGGAACGGCUGGCGGCAUGUACCACUUCCGCGAUCAGAUACGGGCUGGCAAUCCGCGCGCGUUCUUCGUGCUCAAUGGCGACGUCUGUGCGGACUUUCCGCUGCAGGAGCUGUACAGCUUCCAUAUGGAGAGGCCGGCGAGCGCCUUGGUGACGAUCAUGAGCACGGAGGCGACGCGCCAGCAAUCGCUCCACUACGGCUGCCUCGUCUUCGAUCGUGCAAGUGGCGCUGUGUCGCAUUAUGUGGAGAAGCCCAGCUCCUAUGUCUCCACGUACAUCAAUUGCGGCGUCUAUGUCUGCUCCAUGGACAUCUUUACGAAGCUCGCGCAGAUCUUCCAUGCGAAGUGCGAGGAGUACAGCUGCAUCAGCUACAGCAACGGCAAUGGCAACGGCAACGGCAAGGAUCAGGGUCACAUUAAGUGGGAGCAAGAGGUGCUCACUCCUCUAGCUGGCACUGACAUGCUCUUCGCCAUGCCGGUGCCCAAUUGGUGGUCUCAGAUGAAGACCGCUGGAUCGGCCAUCUAUGCCAAUCGGCACUACCUCGAUCUCUACAAGCGCACCCAUCCCGAACGUCUCGCCAAUGUGGGCAACAAGCGGGGCGAGGGCGAUGGCAACCUGAUUUGUACCGUCUAUCCGGAUGUCUAUGUCCACCCGAGUGCUACGGUCCACCACUCGGCUGUGCUCGGGCCCAACGUGGCCAUAGGUCCUGGAGUUACGAUUGGGCCUGGCGUUCGCAUACGCGAAUCCAUUGUGCUGGAGCAAGCCCAGAUCAAGGAUCACACGCUCAUCCUUCAUUCGAUUGUGGGUCGUGGCUGCACCAUUGGCGCCUGGACUCGAGUCGAGGGCACGCCCAGCGAUCCGGAUCCAAAUAAGCCAUUUGCCAAAAUGGAGAAUCCACCGUUGUUCAACAAUGAGGGCAAACUGAACCCAUCGAUAACUAUAUUGGGCUGCUUUGUGCAAAUACCCGCCGAGAAGAUACUGCUGAACAGCAUUGUCCUGCCGCACAAGGAGCUCAGUCGAAGCUUUAAGAACGAAAUUAUUUUGUGAAAAUUUGGUUGGAUGACUUUACUUAUUUAUUUAUAUAUGCAAUACACAUUAUAUGUUUUAUUGUAUGCUAAUCUAUCUUGGUGUUGUGCAAUAAUCCUUAAA
This is a messenger RNA of Drosophila navojoa, 1498 nucleotides long. It is a transcript of the gene Gmppa, whose product is annotated as GDP-mannose pyrophosphorylase A. Gene Ontology annotation, biological process: biosynthetic process. The record is from RefSeq and is a predicted model, not a curated record. NCBI's taxonomy places the organism in Eukaryota, Metazoa, Arthropoda, Insecta, Diptera, Drosophilidae.